Messenger RNA from Staurois parvus, 641 nucleotides. Lineage: Eukaryota; Metazoa; Chordata; Amphibia; Anura; Ranidae. The record is from the annotation of a GenBank genome assembly.
CGGGCGCAAGGCGGUUCCCUCGUUCUGAUAGGACGUCAUAUGAUGUCCUACCAUUCUCACUGCGCAUGCGCGGCUCACUGAUCAUCAGGGCACUGAUGAUCAGUGUGGCCCCACAAGUGCCACCUGUCAGUGCUCAUCAGUGCCACGUACCAGUACCCAUCAGUGCCACAUCAAGUCCACAUAUCAGUGCAUACCAGUGCACAUCAAUGCCACAUAUCAGUGCCCAUCUGAGCUGCCUUUCAAUGUCACCCAUCAGUGCCAGUCAGUGCCACCUAUCAAUGCCAAUCAGUGCCACCUAUCAGUGCUGCCAAUCAGUGCCACCUAUCAGUGCCAGUCAGUGUUGCCUAUCAGUGCCAGUCAGUGCCUGUCAGUGCUGCCUAUCAGUGCCAUAUAUCAGUGUCAUGUAUCAGUGCUGCCUUUCAGUGCCCAUCAGUGAUGCCUGUCAAUGCCCAUCAGUGCAACCUACCAGUGCCUCCUCAUCAGUGCCCAUCAGUGCAGCCUAUCAGUGCCCAUCACUGCAGCCUCAUUAGCGCACAUCAGUGAAGGAGAAAAAUCACUUAUUUACAAAAUUGUAUAACAAAAACUAAGAAAAAACUUUUUUUUUCAAAAUUUUCAGCGGUUUUUGGUUUAAGAAAAAAUAA